Messenger RNA from Colossoma macropomum (tambaqui), 3123 nucleotides. RefSeq names its product exocyst complex component 5 (gene exoc5). Bases 186 to 2309 code for a protein of 707 amino acids. Gene Ontology annotation, biological process: Golgi to plasma membrane transport; exocytosis. The record is from RefSeq and is a predicted model, not a curated record. Gene Ontology annotation, cellular component: cytoplasm; exocyst. The transcript has 18 exons. NCBI's taxonomy places the organism in Eukaryota, Metazoa, Chordata, Actinopteri, Characiformes, Serrasalmidae.
UAGUAGGACUUUUUCCCUUCGUUUCCGGCCCGGUCAUGGCAGCUGGAUGCAGGAAGCAGAGGGCCUUGAUUUAGAGUAAACAAGCCUAGCAGACCCUGUCGAAAUUUAGCGACUGGGUCCUGAUUUAAAACGAGUUUGUCGGACUUUAUUUAGCUCUCUGUAAUAUCUCGCUGUCGCAGUAAACAAUGGCCACGACCGCUCAGUUAUUUGAGGAACCAUUUGAUGCAGAUGAGUACAUUGAGCGGCUGGCUUGGAGAACUCCAGGAGGGGGUUCUAAAGGAGGAGCUGAGGGGUUUGACCCCAAAAAGUUGCUGGAAGAGUUUGAGAACCACAUAGAAGAACUGAAACAACUGGAUGAGAGGAUCCAGAGAAAAGUGGAGAAGCUUGAACAGCAAUGCCACCGUGAGGCCAAGGAGUUUGCACACAAGGUUCUGGAGCUGCAGAGGAGCAACCAGGUGGCCUUCCUGCACUUCCAGGAGCUGGAUGACCACAUCAGCUAUGUGGCCACGAAGGUCUGUCACCUUGGGGACCAGCUGGAGGGAGUAAACACUCCAAGACAGAGAGCUGUCGAGGCCCAGAGACUCAUGACGUACUUCAACGAGUUCCUAGAUGGAGAACUGCGCAGCGAUGUCUUCAACAACCCUGAUAAGAUAAAAGAAGCUGCUGACAUCAUUCAGAAGUUGCACUUGAUUGCCCAGGAGCUGCCGUUUGACAGAUUUGCUGAUGUCAAGGCCAAGAUAGCAAGUAAAUACCAUGACCUGGAACGGCAGCUGAUCCAGGAGUUCACAGCAGCUCAGCGCAGGGGAGAGAUUGGCCGCAUGAGGGAAGUGGCUGCAGUCCUACUACAUUUCAAGGGGUAUGCCCAUUGUAUAGAUGUGUACAUCAAACAGUGCCAAGAGGGUGCGUACAUGCACAAUGAUGUGUUUGAGGACACAGCCCUUCUGUGUCAGCGAGUCAAUAAACAAGUGGGAGAGGUCUUCAGCAGCCCAGAAACGGUGAUGGCCAAACUCAUCCAAAACAUCUUUGAGAACAAGUUACAGGCUCAUGUAAGAGAAACACUUGAUACUCGUCCCACUGAAUUGGAGCAGUACCUCAAAAACCUAUAUGACCUCUACACCAGGACAACAGCUUUGGCUGCUAAGCUAACAGAGUUUAACUUGGGCUCGGACAAACACACUUUUCUGUCCAAACUGAUUAAAAGCAUCUUCUCCACCUACCUGGACAGCUACAUAGACAUGGAGCAGCAGUAUCUACAAACCCGCAGUGCCUCAAUUCUGCAGAGGUACUAUGACUCAAAGAACCACCAAAAACGGCCACUAGGCACUGGGAGUAUCCAGGAGCUGAAGGAGAGGAUCAGACAGCGCACAAAUCUGCCCUUGGGCCCCAGUAUUGACACACAUGGAGAAACUUUCCUCUCACAGGAAGUUGUGGUCAACCUGCUGCAGGAGACACGCCAUGCAUUCCAGAGAUGUCACAAGUUGUCUGACCCAGCUGACCUUCCUAAGAAUGCAUACUCUAUCUUCUUGCUCUUGGUAGAGCACCUCUGUGUGGAUCAUAUUGACUAUGCCUUGGAGAUUGGCCUUUCAGCUAUUCCUUCUGCAGACGCCAAAACUGCCAACCUCUACUUCUUGGAUGUGGUCCAGCAGGCCAACACUAUCUUUCACCUCUUUGAUAAGCAAUUUAAUGAUCACCUCAUGCCUCUUAUUAGUUCAUCUCCUAAGCUGACGGAGUGCUUGCAGAAGAAGAAGGAGGUGAUUGAGCAGAUGGAAGUGAAGCUGGACACUGGGAUUGACCGGACACUGAAUUGCAUGAUUGGUCAGAUGAAGCACAUUUUGGCCACUGAGCAGAAGAAAACUGACUUCAGGCCAGAAGAUGAGAACAAUGUCAUGAUACAGUACACUACAGCGUGCUCUAAGGUGUGUGCGUAUGUAAGUAAGCAGGUGGAGCGCGUGCGGAGGUCUAUGGAUGGGAAGAAUGUGGACACGGUCCUGACCGAGCUGGGCGUGCGCUUCCACAGGCUCAUCCAUGAGCACCUGCAGCAGUUCAGCUACAACUACAUGGGGGGCAUGCUGGCCAUCUGUGAUGUGGCAGAGUACCGCCGCUGCGCCAAAGAUUUCCGGGUUUCUCUGGUCCUGCAGCUCUUUGAUACACUUCAUGCUCUGUGCAACCUCCUGGUUGUUGCUCCGGAUAACCUGAAACAGGUGUGCUCCGGAGAGCAGCUGACCAACCUGGACAGGAACCUCCUACAUGCCUUUGUGCAGCUUAGAGCAGACUAUCGCUCGGCCAGACUAGGUCGCCAUUUUAGCUAAUGACUACAAAUGUGCUGCACAGCCCACCACACAGCCGUCCAAUCAGAACAGCCCACUUGGUAGGCAAAAGCACUACUGCCAAACUGAGUUGCUCUUGGACUCCUUUAUUCCUAAAAUUAACAAUCUCUCCAUGGAUGUGAGACUGUGUGGUCCCACCUUAACUGAACAGUGAAUAUUUAUGGAUAUGCCCCCUUCCAUCUGUUUUAUUUCUGAAUUUGCUUUUUGCCUUCUAAUCUCAUCUUUUAACUAGUAUACUGCAUAUGCGAAUGUGCAGCAUUUCAUUUGAAAUGUAUUCUUCACUUCACAGCGUCCUUGCAUUACAAUUUUUAAGGCCUAUUUUAAUACAGGUGAUAUUGAUCUGUAAAAAGAGAACAUUGUAAAGAGGGUCGCUUUAGGUUUCUAUGGAUUUUGAUGUGGAGUGGGUGAAGCUGAAUGAACUACAGUGGACCAGAUUUGAAAUUCUGCAGAGAUCUGAGGGAGAAGGAGAAGAGACUCGUUUGUUGGCAUUUGUUUUUAUUGUACCAAAUAUUUGUGGCUCUGCUGGCACUGGAGACACUUCAGCAAGCUGCUCUAAAGAAUGAUGAGCUAACUCACUAAUGAGCAACAGCUAAUUUCUGUUUUUUUUUUCUUCCCAACAUAGGACUUAAUAGAGAUCUAAUAUGAAUUCUGUGCUUGGUGUGCAAGUUACAGAGUUUAUAUAUGCAGUUAAUUCAACAUAAUCAAGACCAAGCAACAAAACCUACAAUACACUACACUGAACAGAUCACUGCUUAAAACAUAAGUCAUUGAAUAAAUAAUUGAAUUGUUAAACAAA